AUGGAAGGGAGAAGCUUUUCUCCCUUCUUGCAGUGGGGCGACCAACGACGAUGUGGGGUAACCUUGAAGCGGCACUUACCGGGAGGGAGCAUACUUGUUCCUUACAGUGCCGGCAUGAUACCAUGCUUGUAUCAUACAAGUACAUAUGAUACACUGUAUGAUACGAGCAUUAUAUUAUGUAGGGUAUAUUCAGUACCGCAAAAUUAGCCAGCAAAUGCCAACUUGGGCAAAGUCACCACUAGAAA
Messenger RNA from Tuber melanosporum (Perigord truffle), 245 nucleotides. RefSeq lists its product as uncharacterized. The record is from RefSeq and is a predicted model, not a curated record. The transcript has a single exon. Bases 1 to 207 code for a protein of 68 amino acids. Lineage: Eukaryota; Fungi; Ascomycota; Pezizomycetes; Pezizales; Tuberaceae.